Molecule: messenger RNA, 1764 nt
Organism: Parnassius apollo (apollo)
Lineage: Eukaryota; Metazoa; Arthropoda; Insecta; Lepidoptera; Papilionidae
Source: the annotation of a GenBank genome assembly
AUGUCAUCCAAAACAAAAAAGACUGUAACAUCGUCGUCAAACAUUAGUGUUGUGUCAUCUGUGCAAAGCCCUCCUCAAUCAAGCACUCCUGUUGGCAGCCGCCCUUCGAGUUCUGCCGGUCGUCCUAGCAGUCCACUUAGUCCUACGAGACACAGUCGUUUACAAGAAAAAGAUGCUCUGCAAAAUCUCAAUGAUCGCCUCGCGGCUUACAUUGACAAAGUUCGUCAACUCGAAAGUGAAAAUUCAGGCUUGCGUCGGGAAAUUCAAACUACACAGGAGGUCAUAACACGCGAGGUGUCCAAUAUCAAGGGAAUGUAUGAACAUGAGCUCCAGGAUGCCCGAAAGUUGUUAGAUGAUACAUCUCGUGAAAAAGCAAAACUAGAAAUAGAUCUCAAAAGAUUGUACGAAGAAAACGAUGAUUUAAAGAAACGAUUGGAUAAGAAGACCAAGGACUGUCAGCAGGCAGAGAAUUUGGCCCGUCAUUAUGAAACACGUUACACAGAAGAGAGUAACAAAUACAAUAAUGCUCUUGCUGACAAGAAGAAAGCUCAAGAUGAAGCAAGGGAAUUGGCGAAGGAAUUGGAAAAACUGCGUAAGGUUUACGCCGAUACACGCAAAACACUUGAAGAAGAGAUGUUGUGCCGUAUUGACAUGGAGAACACCGUACAAAGUCUGCGCGAAGAACUUUCCUUCAAGGAUCAAGUGUUCCAACAGGAGCUGCAGGAAACUCGCACCCGUCGCCAAGUCGAGAUCUCGGAGAUCGACGGUCGUUUGGCUCAACAGUAUGAAGCUAAGUUACAACAAAGUCUGCAGGAACUACGCGAGCAACAAGAAGCCAAUAUUAAGGCCAACAGAGAGGAAAUUGAAGCUCUCUAUGAAAAUAAGCUGAAGAACCUGCAGGCUGCCGCCAACCGCAACAGUAAUGCGGCCAACGUGGCAGUGGAAGAGCUCCGCACAAUGCACACGCGCAUUGACAGCCUCAACUCCACGCUGAACGAUUUGGAAAACAAGAAUGCUGCGCUGAGCAACCGGUGCCGCGAGCUGGAGCGGCAGCUGGAGUCGGAGCGCGCGCGGCACGCAGAGGACCUGGCGGCGCUGGAGCAGGAGCUGGCGCGCCUGCGCGACGAGAUGGCGGCGCAGCUGCGCGAGUACGCCACGCUCAUGGACAUCAAGAUCUCGCUCGACCACGAAAUCGCCACCUACCGCGCGCUCAUCGAGGGCGAGGAGGACAGGUUGAACCUGACAGCGCAGUCCCCUGGGCGCGAAGGGCGGGAGUCACGCGCGUCGGUGAGCGCAACGAGCAGUGGGCGUGGCACGCCAGGCCGCCGCGCCACGCCGCUGCGCGCUGCGCGCAAGCGCACGCUGCUCGAAGAGUCCGAGGAGCGCAGCCUGCAGGACUUCAGCGUCACUUCCAGCGCCAAGGGCGACCUCGAGGUCGCCGAGGCCUGUCCAGACGGCAGUUUCGUUAAGAUACGCAACAAGGGCAAGAAGGAGUUGAGCUUGGGUGGUUAUCAGAUUGUCCGUAAGGCUGGCGACCAGGAGACCGUGUUUAAGUUCCACCGUACAGUGAAAGUGGAGCCCGGCGCCAUAGUAACGGUGUGGUCCGCGGACGUAGGCGCCGACCACGACCCGCCCCGCGACAUCGUCAUGAAGGGACAGAAGUGGUUUGUGGCGGACACAUUCACCACAACCUUGUACAACAAUGAACAAGAGGUAAGAAUUCUAAAUAUUAAGUCACCUGUUCUGGUGAGGAUACAGAAUUGA